GCACAACGCAUUUCAGCUGUGUUCACUUCCGUAGAUUUAAGCUGCUGCGGUCGAAGGGAGAACGCAUCAAGGUUUUCUCCCUUCGCUCCUUUUUUUUUAAACAUCACCUUUCUUUUCAUUGUUGUUUUGAACUCCCUUUUCGAUUCUGUAUCGUCGACACACAUCACGAGCAAUCUCACGAAACAAACAAAAAAACAACAGCAAAUAUCAUUCUUCUUCUGGAAGAGAGUGUGUCAUGUCCGAAACGUCCCCAAUUUCGGCGAGCGCGAGUGCGAGUCUCGCCGUGUCGCCGCAGAUGCACGCGUCAGCGCCCGACGCGUCGAUCAGGCGACGGCAAAAACCGAUCUCUUUCCAGCGCAUGGCGAUGAUCCAGGAAGAGAUUGCCCGCAUCGACAAGCACCUCGCGGCGCUCGAGGAGAGCGAGAGCAAAGGGAUGGGACCCGAGUCGGUGGCGCAGAGCAACCUCACCACCGAAGACGUGAUUGACCCCGUGGUGCUGCACAUGUUGACGGUGGAGCUCUGCCAGCUAGCCGCCUCGGGCGACGCCGUCGGUGCCCGCAUUCUUCUCAACGGCGGCGCAGACCCGAACAGCCGCGAUUACGACGGCAGCACGCUGCUGCACAUCGCGUGCAUGAACGGGCGCCUCUCCGUGAUGAACGUGCUGUUGGAGUUCGGCGCGGAUGCCUCGCUGGUCGACCGCGACGGGCGCACCCCGCUCGAGGUAGCCGAGGAGAACGGCUUCGCGGAUGUUGUGCAAACGCUCUCGGGGUACUUCCACACCGAUCAGACCGUCAUGCCGGACUCCUUCGAGGGUCACGUGUCGUCUACGGCAUCGUCGCCAGCGUCGAUGCACGCUCCGGAUUUCUCCGCGGUGCCGCAGCCGAUGCUCGGCUCCCUUAUUGUGGUCAUGGUCGGCCUGCCCGGUCGCGGCAAGACGAUGGUCGCGCAGCAGAUCCGGCGGUACUUCCAGUGGAAUGGGCUGACGUGCUCCAUCUUCUCGCAUCAGCUCUAUCGGCGACGCGUUGAAAAGGCCAUGACAGAACGGAGCGACGGCGGCGGUGGGAGCAGCAACGUUGAUGUGAACUCCCCGGCCGGAAUUGCAGAGCUGGAGUUCCGCGUGUCGAAGGAGCUCGCGCAGGACCUCACGAAAUACGUGUGGAAGACGAGCGGCGUCGCUAUCCUGGACGGCACGCAGACGACGCACGCCCGCCGGCAGUCGCUGCUCCGCGCUAUUCGCGACACCAAACGCAUCAACACGACCCGCGUGGUGUUUGUGGAGUUGGUGCUGAACUCGCCGGAGUUCAUCAUGGCGAACAUCUUGAGAGCGAAAGAGACCUUUACAGACCCGCCGCCGGACUUCGUGGAGCGGUACUACCAGGUGAUGGCCCAGCACGAGGCGGUUUACAAGACACUGAACCCCAUCACGGACUGCGACAUGUCCUACAUCCGCAUCGAGGACGCGAAGACGUACUCGCUGAACAUGAUCUCCGGCUGGAUGCCGAGUCGACUGGCAUUCAUGCUGCAUAACUUAAGCCACACCCCGGUGAACCUGUACCUGACGCGCGCAGGGGAGUACGUGGAUAUGCUGAGCGGCCGUAUCGGCGGCAACUCGCGACUCACGAAGCGUGGCCGUGCGUACAGUCGUGCCCUGUUCAAUUACUUCAAGUCUGAAAUCCCAUCGACGACGGCGCUGACGGUGAUGACGAGCUGUGCAAAGCGGUGCACGCAGACGGUCCAUUACUUCGCGGAGGAGUCCAUCAAGUUGCAAGGGCCCCCGAAUGCACCUGCGGCUGCCACUGUUGCUGAGCACCAGCCGCCCCAACAGCAGGAAAACGCUGCUGAGCUGCACUGUCGAGUCUCCUACUUCCCCACCUUAGACGACAUCAAUCACGGUGACUGUGAAGGGCAGCUCCUGUCCGACGUACUGCGUACAAUGCCGAACACGCUGCAAUCCAUGAAGGCGGACCCCUACUACGCUGGCUGGCCGAACGGGGAGUGCAUUCAUCAGGUCUUCAACUCCCGCCUCGAGCCGCACAUCCACGACAUCCAAGCCAGCACCACCCCCGUGCUGGUCUGCUCACACCUGAAUCUGCUCCAGGGCCUCUACUCGUACUUUGUGACGGAGGGCGACAGCGUCGUCGCGCCGCAGAACGCGCUGCAGAUUGACAUCUCCUCCGAGUACGUUAUUAAAAUCCGUAUGGUCGGCGUCAACCGCGUGGCGGAGCGUAUUUGCCUCUCGGCCGCAGUGGAGGCCAUCCUGCACGCCGACGAGCUCUCUCCAACGUCGCAAUAG
Leptomonas pyrrhocoris is the source of this 2293-nucleotide messenger RNA. Its product is annotated as 6-phosphofructo-2-kinase/fructose-26-biphosphatase-1-like protein. The record is from RefSeq and is a predicted model, not a curated record. Gene Ontology annotation, molecular function: fructose-2,6-bisphosphate 2-phosphatase activity; 6-phosphofructo-2-kinase activity; protein binding. Lineage: Eukaryota; Euglenozoa; Kinetoplastea; Trypanosomatida; Trypanosomatidae. Gene Ontology annotation, cellular component: cytosol. The transcript has a single exon. The coding region runs from base 236 to 2293 and encodes 685 amino acids. Gene Ontology annotation, biological process: fructose metabolic process; fructose 2,6-bisphosphate metabolic process.